AUGGCAUUCUUAUUUAAACAUAAAGAACUUGAAAUAUCAAUUUGUUUAAAUGGCACAAAAGAUGAAAUUGUUAUACCAGCGGAUCAAUUAUUAGGUUUUAAAAUUAUCAAUAAUCUUAAUAAUUUUAAUAAUGAUCUUAACGAAAACCACAAAAAUAAAAAUAAAAGUAAAAAUGUCAUUUAUAAUAUAUUGUUAAAAUUUAAACCAAAUUUUAAAAGAAUGUAUCAAUAUCACCUUGGGGGAUUUCCUUAUCUUCUUGAUCCUACAGUAACCGACGAUGAUCCUACAAAUGGAAAAUUAGAUCAAUCAUCUUUUGUAAAUCUUGUAACAACCAAUCAAAAUACAAACGAAUUAUCUUUAAAACUCAUUGAAUCAGCAAUUGAUACAUCAUGGUUUCAAAAAUAUCAACUAGAAAAUGAAAGUAUCAUUGAAGACGAUAAUCAAAAUAUAUAUAUAACUUGUGUAUUUCCAACUGAACGUCGUGCAAUAUCUUUUCCAAUCGACGCAUCAUUCAAUCAAUUAUUAAAAAAACUUGAACAAAGAUUUGGAACGAAAAUUUUUAAAUAUAUUUAUUAUAAAAAUUGUAAUAAUGAUAUGAUAAUGUUGAGCGAUGAAGCCCAUUGGAAAUUGGCUAAAAACGAACUUAUCGGUGGUAAUGAUUUAAAGAGUAUUUAA
This is a messenger RNA of Entrophospora candida, 675 nucleotides long. The record is from the annotation of a GenBank genome assembly. NCBI's taxonomy places the organism in Eukaryota, Fungi, Glomeromycota, Glomeromycetes, Entrophosporales, Entrophosporaceae.